This is a messenger RNA of Closterium sp. Yama58-4, 4749 nucleotides long. The record is from the annotation of a GenBank genome assembly. Lineage: Eukaryota; Viridiplantae; Streptophyta; Zygnematophyceae; Desmidiales; Closteriaceae.
AUGGACGGCGCGGGCGCGUCGGACAGUGCGGGCCCCUUUCUCUCCCUCCUGGAGAUGCUCAAUUCUCUGCCCCGCACGGGCACGCGCAACAUCUUCACGCGCCGCGCAGGCAGAGGCCGCGGCGGCGGGCGCGGCGGCAGAGGGCGGGGCGGCAGGGGCAUGCGGAGCGCGCGGGUGCGCGUGGAGGGCGUCCCCGCGAAGGCCUCCGCGGAGGCGCUGGCGGGCGUGCUGCGCGGCGUGGUGGGGGAUGAGGUGGGGCGCGUGACGGUCAAGGGGUGCACGCGCGCGACGGGCGUGGGGGGGAGCGCGCGGCAGCAGUGGGCGUCGCUGGGGGUGGCGUACGCGGACCUGCUCUCCCCAGAGGCCGUGGACUCGCUGCUGCGCUGUGAGCGCGCUGGUGCCCCGCUGUACCUGGGCGGGCGCUUGCUGGGCGUGCAGCGCGUGGCGGAGCACAGGCGCGCGCCCGAGGGGCUGCUGCACCGCGCCACUGUCCACGUGGGCUUCAUCCAACGGCCCGGCCAGCUGGCGGUGACGUGGCAGUCGGAGGCAGCGGAGUGCCGUGUGGAGUUUGACUUUCUGGAGAGGCGCGUGCGCGUGCUGGUGGGGGAAGGGCGCACGGGUCGGGCGGCAGAUGAAGCAGCAGCAGGCGAGGAGGAUGACGCAUGGGGGGACUCAGACGGUGAGGACGACCUGUGGGAGGACGAUCUGUGGGAGGACAUUGUGGGUGCGGGUGGCUUUGCUGCUCCCACGGGCUCGUCUCUGCACGGCAUGCCAGGCACCUUCCAGCGACAGCAGCACCGCCUGGACUGGCGCAUGAGGGACGUGCACCUCUGGGCCACCCCCCACCGCUCCACCGCCCCGCGUGGACCCUCUGAGCGCCGCCCGUCGCUGCUGCUGCUGCCCGCCGUCCCGCCCUCUGUGUUCACACGGGCGUGUGACGACGACGUGUGGCAGCGCGACCAUUCUGCUUGGUUCCCUGAUGACAGUGACCCCUGGACCCGUGCCACUGACCUCCGCCUCGCCCCCACCACCCCGCCAGAGAGGGGGGGCACCGGGGGAGUGGGUGCAGAGGGCGGCAGGGGGUGGGGUGGCGGGGUGCUGGGAGUGGCGACAGUGGUGCAGGUGUCAGUGGGGUGGGAGAGCAGCGAGCAGGUGAGGAGGAUCGCAGAGCGCAUGCGCACCGCGGGGCUGUGCCGCAGUGCAAGGCACCUGGGCCGACCGCACCGCACCACCAUUGCGUCGCUCUUCCACCCCCACCCGCCCAUCACCAUCGCUCCCUUCGUCUGCCUGCAGCCCCGCUGGCCUUCCUCUGCCCCCGCCACCACUGCCAUCACCAGCGCAACCACUGCCAGCAGCAGCAGCAGCAGGGGAAGGGGGGCUGCACAGGCAGCGGAGCUGGCCUUCCCAGUGCUAUACGUGCUGACGCUGCUGGUGCAGGCGGGCACCAUCCCCCCCACGGCUGUGAGCGCCGGCCUGUACCGCACCCUGGCACACGAGCCGGCACGUGCAGCGGUGGCGGUGCUGCUGGAGUUCACGCGCUUCUCCCGCCCUGAGUUCGACCCCGCUUGCAAGUUCACCCGCGUGGCCCGCGCCAUGCGCCGCCUAGGCAAGCUGCCGGGGCGACAGGCGCUGCUUGAAGGAGGAGACGCGCAGGCGAGGGGAGGGGCGGCAGAGGGGACGAGGAGGCGCAGGGAGGAGGCGGAGCAGCGGCAGGGAGAGGCAGAGGAGGGUGCGGAACGGCAUGGGGGAGAGCAGGACGGGCAGGGGAGGAGGAGGGAUGUGGAGACAGAGGGAGCGGUGGUGGAGCAGAGUGAGGGCUCGGCAUGGCCGUGGGCGCUGCCAGAGAACCACGUGCUGGUGUUCCGCCUCAUCGUGACGCCCCUGGCAGCGCAGUGCUGCCUGCCCAGUGUGGAGCUGGCGAACCGAGUGAUCUCGCACUACCGCCCGCACGCGCACCGCUUCCUGCGCGUGACCUUCACGGAGGAGGGCAUGCGGCAGCUGGCGUCCUUCGCCCUCGUGGGCGGCGCUUACUGCGCAGAGGAGGCGCAGCACAGCGCCCGCACCGAUGUGUACCACCGCAUUCUCAGGCUCGUCAACCAGGGCUUUGAGCUGUGUGGGCGGCAGUACCGCUUUCUGGCGUCAUCAGCAUCGCAGCUGAGGGAGAAGUCGGCGUGGUUCCUGGCAGAGGACGCCACCCUCGGCCUCACCGUUGCCUCCGUGCAGGCGUGGAUGGGCACCUUCACCGCAAUCCGCAACGUGGCCAAGUGCGCUGCGCGCAUGGGGCAGUGCUUCUCCUCGCGCUUCACCUCGCUGCCCCUCCCCCGCACGCACGUGCGUGUGCUACCGGACGUCACGCGCCAUGGCUACUGCUUCACGGACGGCAUAGGCGCAAUCUCCCCCGAGGCAGCCAGGGCGCUCGCAGAUGCCAUCGCGCCCUACCUCGACAGGCCUCUAGCGGGCGCGGGAGCGGCGGGUCUGCUGCGUGCGCCGUCGGCGUUUCAGAUCCGGUACGCGGGGGUGAAGGGCAUGGUGGCCGUGUGGCCGCGGUGGGUCAUGCAGCACGUGGAGGCACAGGGGGCUGCUGGUGCGGAGCAGGGCCUUGGUGCAUGGCAGCAGCAGCAGCAGCUGCAGCAGCAGCAGCAGCAGCAGCAGCAGCAGCAGCAGCAGCAGCAGCAGCAGCAGCAGGAGGUGGAUCUGUGGUUUCGAGAGGGGCAGUGUGCGGGCACAUGGUGGGCGCAGGCACAGCAGGGAGGUGGUGAGGCUGGGCGUGGAGCAGCAGCAGGGGCAGCAGGGGUGGUGCACAUGUGGGUGCGGGAGAGCAUGGACAAGUUUGAGUCGCAGCAUGCUGACGUGGACGUGGUCAACUGGACGCGUCCCCAGCCGUGCUUCCUCAACCGCCAGAUCGUCACGCUGCUCUGCACACUGGGCGUCCCCGACCAAGUCUUUCUCCACAUGCAGGACACCAUGGUGGAGCGGUUGGAGGCAGCGGUGGGCAGUGGGGAGGCGGCGCUGCAGCUGCUGGAGGAGAGUGGCGCGGACCACCUGUACGGCACCGCCAUCACCAUGCUGCGCGCUGCCUUCCACCCCGCUCAGGAGCCGCACCUCAAACGCAUCAUCCAAUCCGUGCGGGCGCUACAGCUGCAGGGGCUCAUCUCACGUGCGCGCAUCUUCGUGAAAGACGGCCGCUGGCUCAUGGGCGUUGUGGAUGAGACCGGGCUGCUGCAGUACGGGCAGUGUUUCAUCCAGGUGUGUGACGCCACGGCACCCACGCCUAACACCACCAUGAGGCUGCACAGCACAGGGCGCGGCAUGGGGCCGCCACGCGUGGUCACAGGCCCCGUGGUGUUCGGCAAGAACCCCUGCCUGCACCCGGGCGACCUGCGCGUGCUCUCCGCCGUUGACCUGCCGUGCCUGCACCACCUCAUUGACUGCCUCGUGCUGCCUAAGAACGGCCCGCGCCCGCACGCCAAUGAGGCAUCGGGCAGUGACAUGGACGGGGACGUGUACUUUGUCAUGUGGGACGCAAGAUUGAUGCCACCGGGGGGGCGCAGCAGUGACCCCAUGGACUACCAGCCGGCUAAGAAGGACAGCGAUGCACCAGUCACCAUGGAGGAGGUGCACCGGUUCUUCGUGGACCACAUGUUGAACGACAGCGUGGGCAUCAUCUGCAACGCGCACGUGGUGCACGCCGACCGCAGCCCCCUGGGCGCCUUCAACCCCGACUGCCUCACCCUCGCCCGCCAGGCCGCACUGGCGUUCGACUUCCCCAAGACGGGCGUGCCGGGCGUGAUGCCACGCGAGCUGCGCGUGCAUGAGUACCCUGACUUCAUGGAGAAGGACGACCGCCAGGAGACGUAUGAGUCCAGCAAGGCGCUGGGGCAGCUGUACCGCCGCGUGAAGCGCAUGGUGCUGGGGGAACAGCCGUGCGAUGAAGCACGCGUGAUACCAGGGGUGGAGGAGGACGAUGAGGGGGAGGGCAGGGGCAGUGACGAGGAGGUAGAGGGAGACUUGCAGCACGGGGGGAGUGGAGAGGGUGCAGGGCGCGAGGGCGGUGGCAGGGGGUGGGAGGGCGAGGCGGACGUGAUGGCGGACCGGCGCACGUGGUUGCGAUGGCCCGAGGCAGAUGAGGUGGGGCGCGCAUACCGGGCUGACCUGAGGGCCGAGGGGUUCGAGCAGCAUGUGGAGGAGGCCAGGUGGCUGAAGCUGGAGUACGACCGAUCCAUGCUGCACAUGCUGCACCAGUUUGGAAUCAUGUCGGAGGCGGAGGUGGUGUCGGGCAGUCUGCUGCACGCGGCGCACCGCCAGGGGCGACGGGAGGAGGCGGUGAAGGAGCAGGUGCGCAACAUGUUCCUCUCGCUGCGCCACCGCUACCACCGCCUCCUCCUGUACGGCGUGGACGCUGAGGGCGAUGAUGGCGAGGAGCGCGGGGAGAAGGUGGGCAUGGAGCGUGCAGGGGAGGAGGGGCAGGAGCCGCUUGGUGAUUCCUUCAUGGAUGCCCGCCUCCCUCGGCAGCAGCGCAGGGGGCAGGCCCAGCCCACGGCAUGGCAGGUCAUGGAUGAAUCUGCCUGUCUUGACGUGUCAACCAUUCGAGCCCGCGCCUUUGCAUGGUACCAUGUGUGCUACCAUCCUACGGAGAUAGAGCGUGUGCAGCAGGAGGCACGUAGCUGUGGCCUCGACGUGCCUCCAAUAUUUCUCAGCUUUGCUUGGAUUGGAGUAGAUGCCUUAUGCCAACACUUGAUCACACAUUGA